AUGCCUCCUACUCAAGCUGAACUUGAAUCAUUAAAGGCCAGGUAUACUGCUGCUGGUCAAGAUCAUCUUUUUACCUUUUAUGAAGAUCUUAAACCUGAAGAGCAGACCAUUCUUUUCAACCAACUUGAUAAACUUGAUAUUGAACGCGUUAAUCAAAUUUUCAAGAAAGCCACGUCAGGAAAUACCUCUGAUGUUAAAAAACAAAAUUUGGAACCGUUACCUGAUGAUGUAUUUGAUUCAAUAUUAGAUGCAAGUGAAGAUAAGAUUAAAGACUGGGAAAAAUUAGGGUUUAAUGCGAUCGCUCAAAAUAAAGUUUGUGUCAUUUUGAUGGCCGGUGGCCAAGGAACUAGGCUAGGUUCAUCAGCUCCAAAGGGUUGUUAUGAUAUUCAUUUGCCAUCGGGUAAAUCCUUGUUUCAACUUCAAGCAGAACGCAUUCUAAGGCUACAAAAAGUCGCACAAGAUUUCGCGAAAACCGAAAAUGAACUUGCCGUUGCUCCUGAUGGUAAUGGUGGAAUGUAUGCGGCCCUACGAAAGGAAAAGAUUCUUGAAUCAAUGAGCUCGAGAAAUAUUAGUUAUGCACACGCUUAUUGUGUUGACAAUUGUCUUGUUCGCGUUGCCGAUCCUGUUUUCAUUGGCUAUUGUAUCACCAAAAACGCUGAUUGUGGUGCCAAAGUCGUUCGUAAAACUGACCCACAUGAAUCUGUAGGUGUUAUUGCCCUUCGCGAUGGCAAGCUUAACGUGGUAGAAUAUAGUGAGAUCGAACCUGCAGUUGCUGAGCAGAGAAAGCCUAAUGGCCAGCUAUCCUUUGGUGCAGCUAAUAUUGCAAACCACUUUUACACAGUUGAUUUCCUCAAUUGUAUAGAAUCAUUUGAAAAUGAACUUGAAUAUCAUAUAGCAAAUAAGAAGAUUAAACAUAUUGACGUUAACACUGGAGAACUGAUCGCCCCUUCCAAACCAAACGGCAUGAAACUUGAGCUCUUUGUCUUUGACGUUUUUCCCUUCACUAAACGCAUGGCAGUUCUUGAAGCUGAUAGAAAAGAAGAAUUCUCACCUUUAAAGAACGCACCGGGUACCGUAUGUGAUAACCCCGAAACAAGCCGAAGGGACAUCAUAAACCAACAUGUGAGAUUUGUUGAAAAAGCUGGUGGUAAAGUCAUACCGGGUGAUGGUGAUUCACCUGAUCACCUUACUUUUGAAAUUUCACCAUUGGUUAGUUAUUCUGGUGAGGGCUUAGAAAUGUUAAAAGGAAAAACUAUCAAAACACCUUUUGUUUGUAA
Molecule: messenger RNA, 1277 nt
Organism: Racocetra fulgida
Lineage: Eukaryota; Fungi; Glomeromycota; Glomeromycetes; Diversisporales; Gigasporaceae
Source: the annotation of a GenBank genome assembly